AAAUACAUUAUAAAUAGUUAUUUUCUCUCUACAGGACAAUCCUUCCUUCACACACGCUGUGUUUGACUUGGAACCUUCCCAUUUUUACUCUUCUCAGUUGACGUAGCAGGGUUUUAGAGCAGCAUUUGUAAAUUUCCAGCAUGGAGAUCUCCUCUCAUCAGUCUCAGCUCCUGCAACAACUGAAUGAGCAGCGCCGGCAGGACGUGUUCUGUGAUUGCAGUAUUCUCGUGGAAGGGAAGGUCUUCAAAGCACAUCGAAAUGUGCUAUUUGCUAGUAGCGGCUACUUUAAAAUGCUUCUUUCCCAGAAUUCAAAGGAGACAAGUCAGCCAACCACAGCUACGUUUCAGGCUUUCUCCCCGGACACUUUUACCGUCAUCCUAGACUUUGUCUAUUCCGGCAAACUCUCGCUGACCGGUCAGAAUGUCAUAGAAGUGAUGUCAGCUGCUAGCUUCCUCCAGAUGACUGAUGUCAUUAGUGUCUGUAAGACCUUCAUUAAAUCUUCGUUAGACAUCAGUGAGAAAGAGAAAGACCGCUACUUCAGUCUCUCCGAUAAAGGUGCCAGUUCUAAUGGCAUAGAACGUUCCUCUUUUUAUAGCGGUGGCUGGCAAGAGGGGAGCAGUUCUCCACGCUCUCACCUAAGCCCAGACCAAGGAACAGGUGUAAUAAGCGGGAAAUCUUGGAAUAAGUAUAAUUACCAUCCAACUUCCCAAAGGAAUACUCAGCAACCCUUGGCCAAGCAAGAGCCACGGAAAGAGCCCGUUAAAAAGCCCAGACAUUUGAGGUUGUCACAGCCUUCUGAAAGUGCUCAUUGUAAGGCAAGCAAGCGAGAAGCACGGACAUCUGAUCCUUCCAGCCACACUUCCCAGUCUGAAGAGCACGCACACAUUGAUGCUGAAAUGGACUCUGCUGCUGUUGGCUAUCAGUACGGUCAAGGCUCUGACGUCACCUCAAGAAGUUUCCCAGAUGAUUUGCCCAGGAUGAGAUUCAAGUGCCCAUACUGCACACAUGUGGUGAAGCGGAAAGCCGACCUAAAGCGCCACCUUCGUUGUCACACAGGAGAACGGCCCUACCCAUGUCAAGCUUGUGGGAAGAGAUUUAGCAGGCUGGACCACCUAAGUAGCCAUUUUCGAACAAUUCACCAGGCAUGCAAACUAAUCUGCAGAAAAUGCAAACGCCAUGUGACUGAUCUAACAGGUCAAGUGGUCCAGGAGGGAACCCGGCGCUACAGACUCUGUAAUGAGUGCCUUGCUGAAGUUGGCAUAGACAGCCUCCCCAUUGAUCUGGAAGCUGAACAGCAUCUUAGGUCCCCAUCGGAUGGCGAUAAGGAUUCCAGGUGGCGUUUGAGUGAAGAAGAGAAUAGGUCAUAUGUGGAGAUUGUAGAGGAUGGGUCUGCCGAUCUGGUCAUACAACAAGUUGAUGAUAGUGAAGAAGAAGAAGAAAAGGAAAUAAAGCCCAACAUUAGGUAGCUGUAAUGUGCACCAACAGAGCUGGCAUGUCUGCAACUGACAUCGACUUCCUGUAUCUCUCUCUUUUCCAUGGUCAGAGACUGAUUAACAAAUUGUCAGACUGACUUAAAAGUAAUGGCCUACUAUAACUUGCAUGCUUUCUGAACAGGCCAUUGUAUCCAUUCUGAACUUUGUUGCCCUAAAACAUGUUGCUGCACUGGAAAGAAAGACCUAGCUUGAGUUGGCAUGACAGAUGAACAGUUAAUCGUCUUACUUUUAUUACAGAGAUGCCUUUUUUCUUUUAAUAUUGGAAGAUCUACUUAGCAAACGUUUUUCAAAUAAAAUAUUUUUUAAAAUAUUUUUAUUGGUUUCAGAGAGGAAG
Molecule: messenger RNA, 1827 nt
Organism: Myotis davidii
Lineage: Eukaryota; Metazoa; Chordata; Mammalia; Chiroptera; Vespertilionidae
Gene: ZBTB8A
Product: zinc finger and BTB domain containing 8A
Exons: 4
Coding region: 141-1466 (441 amino acids)
Biological process (GO): regulation of transcription by RNA polymerase II
Molecular function (GO): protein binding; DNA-binding transcription factor activity, RNA polymerase II-specific; RNA polymerase II cis-regulatory region sequence-specific DNA binding
Source: RefSeq, a predicted model, not a curated record